Molecule: messenger RNA, 1095 nt
Organism: Ectocarpus sp. CCAP 1310/34
Lineage: Eukaryota; Phaeophyceae; Ectocarpales; Ectocarpaceae
Source: the annotation of a GenBank genome assembly
AUGGCCGCUCUUCGAGCACCCCGUAAUAUCGAGGACGCUGCGAAGGCCAAGAUUCUGCUCCUACGAUCCCGGGCAGCAGAGGCCGCUGUAUGGGUGCUGGCAGACCCGAACUUUCUUGAGGACGCCUGCCGCUUGCUGAUAGGUUUGAUCCUGCUGGAGUUCCUCGCAAAGCUGUACGUGGGUCAGCAGGCCGCGCUGCACGAGGACGUGGUCAACAUCCGGGGGUUCUUCUACUCCCUCGUCCUCCACAUCGACACCUCGGCCCCCGCCCAGGCUCUCGUGCGAGAGAUCAGCGGCGGCGCGCGAGAGCUCCCCGACGGUCUCGUCGCGCUGUUCCACCGGUACCGGACGCGCAUCCCUCCCCUGCCGGGGCUCUGGCGAUCCACGAUGCUCCAGAAGAUCUCGGCGGAGGAGGCGCACCCCCCGGACUUGGAGGGGGACGAUCUCGAGGCGAACGAAGACGACCACGACCUCAACCCGGCCUCGCGUGGAGGGACCAGGGAGGGAGAGCCCUCUCUGCCGGACCGCAUCCGCGCACACCUUACCGUCGCCCUGAUGGCGAUGCCCCCGCUGUUCAAGGCGGUGGCCGGGGGCAGGCGCGUCGGCGCGCCGGGCUCUUGCGAGCAGCCCGUGGGCACGGUGCUCGUGCUGGACGGGCUCGUGCUCAUGUGCGCCGUCUUCGGCGGGGGCUGCUUCCGGAUCAACCGGCACCGGUUCAGCAUCUUGGCCGGGACUUGGCUGUUCCCGACCCUUUUGUUGGCCUUCCUGCUGCACCUCGGGCUGGUGGCGGGGCUGCUGGUGUCGCUCGCCCGGGUGGACUCGGUCGAGGCCGGCGGCGGGCAGGGCAAGGACGACGGCAAGGUGACCUGCAGCUCCGGCACCUUUGCGUGGGGGGUUAUGUUUCUCGUCCUGGACCUGCUCCUUCUCGUCGCCCCUCCGGUGUGGUGGUGCGCGCGGUGCUACGACAGGGCGACAAGGUCGGUGCCGGCAGUCGCUGCUACCAGCGUGCUCGUUGUUCCCGACGAGAGGCCCGCUACGGACGCGAAGCCUGUGGCCAGCGUCGGCGGGGACGACGAUGCGGACCAAGCAAUAUAA